AGCGGGAACAUGGCGAGCGUCGGAAACGGCACGGAGGAGAGCGGCGGCGGGGAGGAGGAAAAUUUUGAAGAUGCUUUUGAAAACAUCCCUGUGGCAUCCAAGAUGGAUCUCAAGAGUUCUCUGGAAGAAUGUUCAAUGGCACUGAAUUUGUUUCUAAAUAACAAGUUCUCUGAAGCCCUGGAAUUACUUCGCCCCUGGUCUAAAGAUAGUAUGUACCAUGCCCUUGGGUACAGCACUAUUUUAGUUAUGCAAGCUGCUAUGACCUUUGAACAACAGGAUAUACAAAUGGGAAUUUCUACAAUGAAAGAAGCUUUGCAAACCUGCCAAAGAUUCAGGAAAAGAAGCACAGUGGUAGAGUCCUUGUCCAAUCUAGUUUCUAAACAGUCAGUGGAUCAACUGAGUGAAGAGGAAAUGCAUGCUGAAGUCUGCUAUGCGGAAUGCUUACUGCAGAAAGCAGCUCUCACCUUUGUACAGGAUGAAAAUAUGAUCAACUUUAUCAAAGGUGGCCUCAAAAUUAGGACAAGUUACCAAAUAUACAAAGAAUGUCAUCAGGUUCUGCAGAUGACACAGGGGAACAAAAGCAAAAUUGAAACUUACCACCAGUUUGAAGGAGGGGUAAAACUUGGAAUUGGAGCAUUCAAUCUGAUGCUGUCGCUUUUACCAGCAAGGAUCCUCCGAUUUUUAGAGUUUAUUGGAUUUUCUGGCAAUAGGGAGCUGGGCCUCUAUCAACUGUGGGAAGGAGCAUCUGGCAGCAGUUUGAGAGCCAUUCUGUGUACUUUUACCCUGUUGGUUUAUCAUACUUAUGUCUCCUUAAUCCUUGGUACAGGGGACACCAAUCUUCAGGAAGCAGACAGUCUCCUUGAACCCUACCUCCAAAAAUUUCCAAAUGGUUCCAUUAUACUGUUCUAUGCUGCCAGAAUAGAUACGCUGAAAGGAAAUUUUGAAAAGGCGCAGUUAACAUUCCAAGACUGCAUAGCAGCCCAGCAAGAAUGGAAGCAGAUUCAUCAUCUCUGUUACUGGGAACUGAUGUGGUGUUACACCUUCCAGCAGAACUGGCUUCAGGCAUAUCGGUAUGCAGACCUGCUGAGCAAAGAGAGCAGGUGGUCUAAGGCAAUAUAUGUAUUCCAAAAAGCAGCAAUUUUAUGUAUGCUUACAGAGGAUGAAUUGAAAAGUACCGGUGAGGACAUUGUAUCUUUGUUCAGACAAGUGGAUGGUCUAAAACAGAGAAUUGCAGGAAAAUCUAUUCCAACUGAAAAAUUUGCAGUAAGGAAAGCUCGACGCUAUGCAAGUUCUCAACCUGUGAAGCUGAUAUUACCUGCCUUGGAAAUGAUGUACGUCUGGAAUGGCUUUGCAAUUGUGGGCAAAAGAGCAGAUCUCACCGAAAAUUUAUUGGUAACAAUUGAAAAAGAAGAAACUGCUCUAAAAAAUGAGACUAGCCACACAGAGUACUAUAUGGAUGAUGUGUGCAUGUUGCAGUUACUAAAAGGCCUUUGUCUUAAACACUUGGGAAGACUCAUGCAAGCUGAACUAUGUUUCAAUCAAGUAAUUCAAAGUGAGAAGCAAAUAAAAUAUGAUAGCUAUUUGGUGCCAUUCACCAUGUAUGAGCUGGGACUUCUAUACAAACAACAGGAUGAGAGAGAAAAAGCUAUCAGAUACAUAGAAACUGCAAAAAACAACUACAAAGAAUACUCUAUGGAGUCCAGAUUGCACUUCAGGAUUCAUGCAGCACUCGACAGCUUGAAAGUGUCACCUGCUUCAACACCUUGAAUGAGGAGGGAUGCAUUUCAUGCAUAUAUUGCAUGCAGUAGUCUGCACAAUCUUUUUGCAAUGUUUUUCAAAUCUUCAGAAAGAAACAACCUAGUGAUUGUUUUCUGACAUCUCUGAUUUGAUGUAUGUUAUUUCCUUAGACUGUUCUUUUUCUUUAUGGCUCAUAUAUUGUAUCUACUUGAUACAUUAAAAAAGACCUUAUAUUUUAUUUGAUAAAAAUAAUUUAAUAUUUGACUUAGUGGGGGAUAUUUAAAAAACAGUUGAUGGUGCAAUAACAUUUAAUUCAAACACUUUAUUUUUUUAUAUGAAAACAGAUGCUGGCUAUGCAGUGGAACUGGUGAUAAUUUCAGCCUUUUGAGGAGGUUUGAUUUUCUGCAGUACACUUGAUAUCUUUUCGCCUUUGGAACAAUACUGCAAUGGCUGCAGUAACUUGUACCCAUAUUUAGCAUACCGUAUUCUGAAAUUUGCAUUCCAGAGGAAAAAAAAUCUUCCUUUUUAACUUUAUUUCAUUUUGAGAACAAAAUGAAUUUGUCCAAAGUGCAAUAUUUUUAUAUCUUUUAAGGUAAAAUUAAGCAGAGCUGCAGGUAAAAAGUCUCUGCAGCUCCAGUUCACUCGAAAUAAGUGGUCACAGGGGACAUUUAUCAGUCAUAGAAAAGCAGGAGUACUAGGGACAAUAAGAAACCAUCUGUUAUGUAUUUCCACUCUUAAAGCAGAAUCAAGGUCUUAUGUUAUUCUUUGCAGGUACUUGUUUAAACUAUUCUUAACUACAAAAAAUUGUAACUUGCACAAGCAGUGUUUUCCAGUACUUUAUUAUUUCUAUGGAUAAUUUUUUUCCUGAUGUCUACCCCUAAAUAAUUCCUUGACUAAAACUGAUUACUUUCCAUCCUCCAUGUCAUGGAUCUGGAGAAUAGAUUGUUCUCUUCCUUUUCUGGAGCAGUCUUGCAAUAUUUAAAGACUGGCUCUUUUGUUGCCUUUUUUUUGUUCCAGCUAGAACAAAUAAAAUCUUGCAGAACAUACUUGUUUCCCUGAUCUUUGGGAAUAUGAGUUGCUUUUGCAUCAAAAAGAGAAUCCAGUUUUAAACUUGUAAUUUAAAAAGUGCAUAUUCUAACCAUUACUUUCUACCAAAAAGUGGGUAUGGAGAUAUGGUUGUAAGUUUUGUUUUCUCAUUAGUAUGGGGAGAACAUAAUCAAAUUUAAUAUCCCAAUUCAUUUCUAGUACUUCUGCAAGUUUUACUAGCACUGCAUUCUUAAUUAAGAAUAUACCUGACAUACUGAACACUGGAACAAGCUUUGUAGAGAGCUGCUUGAUGCUCUGUGACUGUCGGUGUUUAAGAGGCAUUUGUACACUGCCCCCAAUAAUAUGUUUUAACUUUUGGUUGGCACUGAUGAGUUCAGGCAGUUGGACAAGAUGAUCAUUGAAGGCUGCUUCCAACUGUUCUGUUAUGCUCUAUUUUAUUUUCUUCUGUUGAUUCCCAGAAACUGUCCUGUCAGAAAUUAUUGCAAAACCUGCCAAUAUCCAUAUUUCAGUAAUUCUAGUAUGUUUGUUUUCCUGUGAUAAAUAAUUGAUAGCAACUAAGUAUGUGAUUCUCUGCCUUCAGCUCCCACCCAAGAGAAAAGAAAGAAAGUAGGUGAAAGAAACUCUCCUCAGUAAACGAGAGUAGAUGAACAAUAAAAUUCUAACUAAUUAGUGAAUCUACUGUAAACACUCCAAUUAAGAACACGGCUUUCUUCCAUCACUGUAAAUGAGAAAUUAUGUUGCAUAAAAAUCCAUAAUACAAGUGAAAUAAGAGUUUAUAAAUAGUAGCUAAAUAAAUACAACAGGUCUUUCAAAGUGGAAAGCUAUUCCAAAGUCUAUUCUCUUUGCUGAUUUGGAUUUUUGUCCGCCUGUUACAAAUGUGCAAUUAAACUAUUGGGCUGAAUUACAUGUUUGAAGGUUAGAUACCAAAGACACUGAUUCAUCAACACUUAUAUCGGAAUGUGCUCUCUUAAGUUUGGCUCUUUGUCAACCAAGAGUAGCAUAUGCCACCACUUCUUAGACUUAUUGUCCUUCUGUACACAUCUGAUUAUAAAUGAUUAGGCAGCAAAAUUGAAUUUCUCUCUGUUUUGAGACAGCAUUUUUAUUGGACUAUCUGGAUAUUUUCAUUUUAAUAUUAUGAUUAACUGUGUUCAGUCUGGUUAUUAAAUUAUAGCAGUCAAAUGGGACCGCUUCAUUUUCUUGUGAAAGGUGAUGAAAGCAGUAGCUGGUGGAACUUCUGUAGUUUCUGUUUCAGAUAAUGAUUCACUCCACUGAAGAGUAGGAGCUGAGACUACAGACUCAGGAUGGAGCAUGAAGUAGUCUCUGCUCUCUUGUUUUUGCUCAGAGUGUCUUACAUUUAGUAUUUUAUUGGAGAUUUGGAAUAGAAAUUGAAAUUGACAAUAUAUAAAAAAUGAGCUUCCUUAGAAGCUGAUUUUUUUUGUAGUUUAGUUGCAAAUGUUAUGUAGCACUGUACUUUAUUGAUAAUACAGACUGCAGAGGUAAAGAAGAUCUUCAUUUUCUUCAUUUCAACCUUCCAAAGUCAUUAUUACACUCAGAACAUGCCAGUUUUCUUAUUCUCUUUUGGGAUCACCUUUUUGCACACCUGCAGAGAACAGGCAUAUCAACACAAAUUUGCAUUGUAGUCUAGUGUUUUGAUGCUCUGAGGUCCCCAACCUAAUUACCCUUUACAGUUUGUGUCCCUUUCUUUGCUGCUAUUCCAAAAUUAUUUGAUAGAAUCUUGAGCAAUCAGGUUUUCUUAGCUUUAUCCUGGAAAUUGAAAAAAAAAAAACCACAAAACUUAAUAACAGUAGAAAUGCAGCUGUGUAAGAAUAACACGUAGCCCUUCAUAUAAGAUAGGUCUUAAUAGAUCUCUAGAGAUGCUUUUCUGAACACUGCAGAGGAAGCGCAUGGCUAUGGUCUGCUCUUACACAAUGCAUCAUUGAUGCAAUAAUAUUCAGUACAUUGUGUGUAAGUUAGGAUAAGUGAUCUGUGGAUAAGAGUUUGAAUGAAAAGUCAUGUGUUCUUUUAUACUUGCUGUGUACUGUACUUGGCCUUAAUUACAACUCCGACUUAGUUCUAAUUUUUUAAUGCUCUUUAGAAUCUUCACCUCAUUUGCUUAUGUCAUGGGGCAAUUCUGCAUUAUGUGCUGAAACUUGGAAACUGAGCAAGGUGGAGCAUUUGCUUAGAAUGCUGCAACAUCUGUUGAUGAUAGUAGGGGAUGACAGUGUAUCCAGGAACUAGGAUAAGCCCUUUGUUUAAGCAAGCAAGGCUGCUUGUAAUGUUAUGACUGAAGUCAUACUGAUCGUAGGUGGAUGAUUUUUGAGGUGAGGAUUAAUAAAGCAGCUUGAUUACAAAACAAAGCUUUGUUCACUCGAGAUUUGUCUUCUUGGAAAACCAAAAAACCGCCUUGUCUGUGUAUGUCAGUAUUGUUUGGGCUCUUGGAGAGAGAUGAUUAUAUUUUGAGUUUUAUGAACUAGUUCACCAUUUGAACAUAUUAAACGAAAUCUGAUUAAAGAUUGUGUUUCAUGUCUGCUCUAAUACGCGUGGGUAGCAGCUGUGCUGAGGAACUUACAGCAACAAUAAUGUAUAAUGAUUGGAUGCUGUCAUGUUUCUAAAAUACUUUGCUGCUAGCUGAAGUAUAAAAGAAGCCAUUUACUGUGACAAAUCCUGCUUAACUUUGCAAUUAUUUCAUUAUUAAUCUUCAUGUUUAAUGUCAUUUUGUUUCUGUAUGUUCUUACAUUGCAUAGUUCAACAAAGAAUGUUUGUAUUUGCUGGUGAACUGGUGAUUCAGUUUAUUUGCUUCUGAACUGUUGAGGUUUACACGUGUUCACGUUUGUUGCUUUAGUAGAGACAAGGUUAGAAUAACAGACGAUGAGUGUUGAUUAAGUUUUUUUUUGUAUUAAGAGCAUGUAGAAGUGUUCAUUUUGAUGCAGUUGUUCAGAUUCUCUCUUCAGGGGAAUAAUGACAUGAUUUCAUGCAGAUGCUGCUGAGUGCAAAAUCUGUCACUGUCGUCUCAUUGUAUAUAAAGAACCUUCUGCUGGGAUUUAUCAACAAGAUCAACAAGAAGGAUGUACACAAGUUUCAAUAUGCUGUCACAGGCAUAUUUCUCUGUUACCUAUCUUCCAAUUUAUCAAAGUCUAGUAGAGAAUACAAAGUCUUUUGAAUUGUGAUUAGCAAGUGUAAAAUUAAAAGCUAUUUUAACUAGUCCCCACAAGCCAUAUAACCCUUUAAAAUGCUGCAGUGGUUAAUAAUUAACUCAUUCUGUUACAAUUCAUGACAUUAAAACUAGUGAGAUGUAGAAAUGAUGUAGUCAUAGUAUUCUAUUACAAUUCUAGCAAAAAACAGGGAGAAAAUUAAUUUUAUAUAUGUGCAGGAUUUGAUUUUAAUAGCAUUCAACAUUCAGAAUUCUACAUGGUUGGAAUAUUUUUCUUGUGUGGUACGAUUAAACAUUUUCAUAGUCAUGUGUUACUUCUAACCAGUUAGGCCAACUUUUUGUCAAGAGUGGUGAUCAUAGUUCUCAUAAGAUGAGACACAAUGGAUGACUUAACUCAGAGAAAGGCAAAAGAAUGGAUAUGCUCCUGCAUGUGUUGUUAUCUAUAAGGCACUAAUUUACUCUCAGUUGUAGACAUACCAUAACACAGAACAAAACAAAGCGUUAGUGGAUAGAUUAGAUUGCUUCCAGUGUGUUGAAUAAAGAUAGUAUACUGAAUAGAAGGAUAAAACGUGCUGAAGAACAUGAGUACUAAAGAAGGAACUGUAUCUCCAUUCAUACAUUUUGCAGAAGCUAUCUUACAUGUGAAAAUCUACACUGUAGUUACCUUAUGAACUCACUAUUUGGACUUCCUUUGUUCCAACGAGAGGAAGAAUAUCUGUGUUGCUGGCACCUUAGCUCCAUUUGGCUGCUUAUGUACUGCUUUUGUUUGUUUACCUCUGCUCUUGUCAUUUGCUUUUAAGUAAAAGCAAAAGAAUGUAGGACAGCUUCAUAAAGAAAUUUAAUCAUUGCA
Messenger RNA from Centrocercus urophasianus (Greater sage-grouse), 6785 nucleotides. RefSeq names its product tetratricopeptide repeat domain 39B (gene TTC39B). NCBI's taxonomy places the organism in Eukaryota, Metazoa, Chordata, Aves, Galliformes, Phasianidae. The transcript is spliced from 19 exons. Bases 10 to 1767 code for a protein of 585 amino acids. Gene Ontology annotation, molecular function: protein binding. The record is from RefSeq and is a predicted model, not a curated record.